ACCUCACAAACACACACUCCCCCAUUAAACAUGUGCGUGAACGUGUGUUUGUGAGUGUCCUUCCUCAGUCUCUCCAUGGCUGAAUUGUGGCAGCAGCUCAGCUCCCUCCGGCAAGGUCGAGCUCUGGCUCUCCUCCACUUCGUUUGUCUUCUCUACCCACCCUCAGGUGCUCUUCCCUGGGAUAACAAAGCCAGUCCAUCCCCUCUGGAGGGGUUUGAGGUGGUGAAGGGGAAUUUCUCUCGGACUUUCCUGCACGUUGGCUACCACAAGAUUACAGAGAUUCCGUCAGGAGCGAGAAACAUCAACAUACAGGAAACAUUAAAGAGCCGAAACUACCUGGCUCUGAAGACCCAAAAUGGAGUCUCCAUCAUCAAUGGAAACUGGGUCAUUGACAGGCCGGGGAUCUACACUGCCGUGGGAACACAGCUGAUGUACCGGCGACCCAAUGAAAUCCGCUCUCGCAUUGGAGAGUCCAUCACCGCACCUGGGCCGCUGACUGAAGACCUGCAUGUUUAUUUGAUCUACCAGCAACCAGGCCCUGGCGUAUACUUUGAAUACAGUGUUCCUUUACAUAACACAGACCCGACUCCAGAACCAGAUGCACCUUCUGGUAUAAUUCCCCUGGUCGACACAGUGGACCCAUCCCACCCAGGUGACAAAGUACACCAAGGUGACAUUACCAACAAUGACAUCACCAAGGAGACACCCUAUCACAACCAGGUUCCCCCUGACCCGAGCAUGAACGCUAACCCUCGGCCUACUUACACCUGGACAAAGAGUGGGCACAAAGAGUGCAGUGCAAGCUGUGGCAAUGGCAGGCGUCAGGUGCUCUGGGAGUGUGUUGAGAAAGAUUCACAGGCGACUGUUCCCACUGACCUGUGUGACCCUGCGCUUGAACCAAUAAUGCAGGAAGAAGACUGCAACAUCCAGCCCUGCGCUGCAUACUGGGAUGUGGGGGAGUGGUCAGAGUGCAGCAAGAGGUGUGGACCCGGCUCCCAGCACCGCCAGGUCAUCUGCCGCCAGGUCAUUCACGUCCACACCAAUGGGACAGAGUCCUCGAUUACUGUGGCACCAGAACUGUGCGGGUCGUCUGAUAAGCCGGUGACCAAGUCUACCUGUCAGCUGAAAAUUUGUAGCCAAUGGGAGAUUCGAUCUGAGUGGAGCCCGUGUUCAGUGCCAUGUGGGGUGGGCCAGCGCAGCCGGGAGGUGGUGUGUUUGAGUAACCAGGGUGAUGUGGAGGAGGAUGAGGAGUGCAACGUUAACCUAAAGCCAGACACACUGCAAAACUGUGACGUGGGAGCCUGUGCACGCAGCUGGUUCACCUCCCUCUGGAGCCACCGGUGCUCUGCAGAGUGUGGUGGAGGCAAUCGAACCCGGACAGCAAUAUGCCUGAUGGAUCAUGUGACUGAUCUCCCAUUGGCCAGCUGUGAAGGGGAACGUCCUCCAGAAGUGACAUCAUGUGACUCAGGGCCAUGCCAAAACCAGCUGGAGUGGUACACAGGACCUUGGGGUCAGUGUUCUGCAGAGUGUGGGAACGGCACGCAGACUCGCAGCGUCGUUUGUGUUUUCAACAACAACGGUCGCGUGGAGAUUGUGGACCAGGCGAAAUGCUCCAGUCUGCCUCAGCCAAUCACAGCUCAGACGUGCCGACUGAAGCCAUGCGGUGUCCAGUGGUACGUCACAGAGUGGAGUGCAUGUUCUCGUUCCUGCAAUGGUGGCUACCGUGUACGAGAGGUGCACUGUCUUGCUGACAACGUUGCCCCGAGCGACCGCUGUGACCCCAAUCCGACCCCAGAGAGUCGAGAAGAAUGCAAUAAACAACCUUGUGUCGCUGAGAUAAAUCCAUCAUGCAGUGACCAGUAUCACAACUGUAUGGUGGUGGUUCAAGCCCGACUUUGCGUUUACACUUACUACAGAAGUGUCUGCUGCGCCUCCUGCUCCCGUGCACAGAAUACAUACCCCAACAACUCUUUUCAAAAGAAUAACAUCCGCAGGUGAUGUCGCCUCCAAGGUGUGAGGAAAUGAAAAUGUGAGCACUGUGAAAAUGACUCCUAGUUCUGUUUGGAGAGCACCUCGUUUGAUAUUCAGUCUGCAACAGGUCAACUGACCAGGUGAUCAGCCGCCUUCCUCUGUUUCGUGAGCACAGUCGUACACUAUGCAUAGGUCGAGAGUGUUUUCACUCUGUGUAACUUUAAACUGGACUGGUCACGUGGUGAUGUACUUAAACUAUAUAUUUAUUCUCAAUAAAAAUGUGUAUAAUUUCUGGUA
Scophthalmus maximus (turbot) is the source of this 2268-nucleotide messenger RNA. RefSeq names its product ADAMTS-like 7 (gene adamtsl7). Bases 76 to 1998 code for a protein of 640 amino acids. The record is from RefSeq and is a predicted model, not a curated record. Gene Ontology annotation, molecular function: metalloendopeptidase activity. Gene Ontology annotation, cellular component: extracellular matrix. Gene Ontology annotation, biological process: extracellular matrix organization. NCBI's taxonomy places the organism in Eukaryota, Metazoa, Chordata, Actinopteri, Pleuronectiformes, Scophthalmidae. The transcript has 12 exons.